ACACAUUCUCAGUUCACCCUGUCUGGGAGGAGGAAUCAAAGCUCAAUGAUUGACCACAUGUUUUGCAUGGAGAAGGUCUUAGGUUCAAUAUCCCUAAUAUCUUCAGUUAGUUAGCCAGUGAUGAGAGGACUUCUGCCUGAGACCUUGAAGAGCCACUGUCAGUCAGAGUAGACCAGCCUUCUCCAACCGUCCAGAUGUUUUGGUCUCCAGGUUCCAUUAUCCCUGACCAUUGGCAAUGUUGGCUGAGGCUGAUUGGAGUUGUGGUCCAACACCACUGGGAGACAUCAGGUGGAGGAAGGCUGAAUACUGGGAGGCUCUCUCAGUGGUGAGUGAAGAUCAGUCUCUCUUUGAUUCCACCUACGGAGCUGCUGCCCAUCUCCCAAAAGCAGACAUGACAGCCUCAGGGAACCCUGAUUAUGGCCAGCCUCACAAGAUCAACCCUUUACCUCCCCAGCAGGAGUGGAUCAAUCAGCCAGUGCGAGUCAAUGUUAAGAGGGAAUAUGAUCAUAUGAAUGGAUCCAGGGAGUCCCCAGUGGAUUGCAGUGUUACCAAAUGUAGCAAGCUGGUUGGUGCUGGGACAGAAUCCAACCCCUUGAAUUACGGCACCUACAUGGAUGAGAAGAACGGCCCUCCUCCCCCCAACAUGACAACCAAUGAGAGGAGAGUCAUUGUUCCAGCAGAUCCCACAUUAUGGACCCAGGAACAUGUACGUCAAUGGCUGGAAUGGGCUAUAAAAGAGUAUGGUCUAAUGGAGAUUGACACCAACCUCUUCCAGAGCAUGGAUGGGAAAGAACUCUGCAAGAUGAACAAGGAGGAUUUCCUCCGGACCACUUCCCUCUACAAUACGGAAGUUCUGCUAUCUCACCUCAGUUACCUCAGGGAAAGUAGCUCCUUGCUGUCUUAUAACACACCAGCGCACACAGAGCCAUCCUCUCGACUCAAUGCCAAAGAAGAUGCCUCCUAUGAUGCAAUCAGGAGAUCAGGAUGGGGCAACAGCAUAAAUUCCAGCCACAACAAAAGUCCUCCUCUGGGAGGGACACAAGCUGUGAGCAAAAAUGUGGAGCAACAGCGGCCCCAGCCAGAUCCCUACCAGAUUUUAGGACCCACCAGCAGCCGUUUAGCCAACCCAGGGAGUGGGCAAAUCCAGCUCUGGCAGUUCCUACUUGAGUUGCUGUCUGACAGCUCAAAUGCCAGCUGUAUCACGUGGGAAGGAACCAAUGGGGAAUUCAAGAUGACAGACCCCGACGAGGUGGCCAGGCGCUGGGGAGAACGCAAGAGCAAGCCCAACAUGAAUUACGACAAGCUGAGCCGAGCCCUCCGAUAUUAUUAUGACAAGAACAUUAUGACCAAAGUGCACGGGAAGAGGUAUGCCUAUAAAUUUGACUUUCAUGGCAUUGCCCAAGCACUCCAGCCUCACCCGACUGAGUCGUCAAUGUACAAAUAUCCUUCGGAUCUCUCUUACAUGCCUUCGUAUCAUGCACACCAGCAGAAAGUGAACUUUGUGCCUCCGCACCCUUCCUCGAUGCCUGUCACUUCCUCCAGUUUCUUUGGAGCGGCAUCACCAUAUUGGACUUCCCCUACAGGAAGUAUUUACCCAAAUCCCAAUGUACCGCGCCAUGCCAACUCCCAUAUGCCAUCACACCUGGGUAGCUACUACUAGAUGCUUUUCACCUUUGGUGGCCUUUCUCAGUUGGACUGGAUGUUCUCUUCCAUUCAUGGAUUGAACCUUUCUUGAUGGACAUUUGCCUUGUCAUUGGGAAGAAAGCUGAAAAACUGGAUAUUAUUAUUAUUUUUAUUAUUUUUAUUAUUGGAGUAAACCUUUUUAUUGUUGUAAUUUUGCCUCUUUUGUCUCGGAUAGUCAGAUGGAUUCUCCAGUGGGCCAGUAUUAUAGUUUUAUUUUGGUUCUAAGCCUUAUAUCCUCUCUAGAUCCAAGCUGAACGCUUUACAGAAUUUGCAGUGAUUAUCACUUCAGAUCAUAGGCAAAGUGUUGUCAAAUCCAAGGCUUUUUUUUUUUUUUUUUUGAGAGGGGGGGAAAAGACCAAGACCUCUACGUCUUAGAAGAUUCAUAUUUGUUUGUUCCAGACUAAUGGCAAUGACAAGUUUUUUUCUUGUUCGGGGCAGAAGCAGGAGAAAUGUCAUAUAUUAUAGGACCUAGUUUGGAAACACCCAACUGGAAUCUUAGCUUUAAAGCCAAUUAAGGCUUGUGGCUUUUCACCCAACUGGAAAAAAAAGAGAGAGAGAGAGAGAUAAAUAAAUAAAUAUAUAUAUUCGUAUAAAUAAAUAUGUAUAUUUUAAGACAAGGGCAUUGAAAGGACCUUUCAAGAAUGUGCAUUGUAUUAUAACAGUUUUGUUAAUAUCUUCAGAAGCAUCUGAGACCAAGAAAAAAAGAAGACGUUAUAAUGGGUUGCGGACAGAUAUUCUUAUGAAUGCAAAAUGGAACUAAUAUAAAUGACAGCAGCUCCCCAAGCUUUGCCAGAGUUUCAGGGGUUGCAAGAACAUAACCGAUUCACGAACGCUGUGCGUUUGUCAGACCGCUACUCAGAGGGUCAACAAAGUCAGAAGGCAACUUACUGUAUAAAUUAUGCAGAGUUAUGUUUUUACCUAUAUCUCACAGUAUUAAAAGAGAAAAGAAAGAUGAAAACUAAAACGAGUUGACCUCGGUCACAAGUGCAGUUGUUUGUUUUUUACUAUCAAAUCCAUUGUUGUUUUUUUAAAGAAAUGCAAUU
Rhineura floridana is the source of this 2726-nucleotide messenger RNA. It is a transcript of the gene FLI1, whose product is annotated as Fli-1 proto-oncogene, ETS transcription factor. Gene Ontology annotation, biological process: cell differentiation; regulation of transcription by RNA polymerase II. The coding region runs from base 236 to 1660 and encodes 474 amino acids. Gene Ontology annotation, cellular component: nucleus. The record is from RefSeq and is a predicted model, not a curated record. Gene Ontology annotation, molecular function: DNA-binding transcription factor activity, RNA polymerase II-specific; sequence-specific DNA binding. The transcript has 9 exons. Lineage: Eukaryota; Metazoa; Chordata; Lepidosauria; Squamata; Rhineuridae.